This is a messenger RNA of Tachysurus vachellii, 2411 nucleotides long. It is a transcript of the gene mlc1, whose product is annotated as modulator of VRAC current 1. Gene Ontology annotation, cellular component: plasma membrane; cytoplasmic vesicle; endoplasmic reticulum. Gene Ontology annotation, biological process: regulation of response to osmotic stress. Bases 138 to 1331 code for a protein of 397 amino acids. The transcript has 12 exons. The record is from RefSeq and is a predicted model, not a curated record. Lineage: Eukaryota; Metazoa; Chordata; Actinopteri; Siluriformes; Bagridae.
AUUUUGUUAAGACUACCACCAGACAGACGAGCUUGAAUACCAUGGGUGUGCCUGAACGACAGUUGGUGGGCUGAUAUAAACUGGAACAACACGAAACGGAACAGAAGGUUUGGAUUUGAAGGCCACAAUAGUUAAACAUGAUGCAGAGGGAGGACGAGUCUGCACGGGAAGAGUUUAGCUACACUCACAUACCCACCCUCGAUCGAGCAAGUGCGGGUGGAUCGUUGAGUCGACGACUGGAGAGAGAGAGGGAUAGAGUGGAAAGGGACAGCUACAUAGUAGAUGUGAGAGCCAGUGAUUUGGAUCUGGACCAGGCUGAGCCAUUACACCCCUGUUUCAGCUACAGAGCCUGGCUCUACAGCAUCCUCAUUGGGUGUAGUCUCCUGAUCACAGCGGGAUUCUCUCUCUACCUGGGUAAUGUGUUUCCUGAUGCAAUGGAUUAUUUGCGCUGUGCAGCUGGAGCGAGUAUCCCAGCUGCAGUGGUGAGCUUUGCCAUUGCCACAAACUGGCGAGUAGCAGUGUUCGAUUUUCAACUGGUGUAUGUGUCCACAUUUGCUGUGACAACUACAUGCCUGGUAUGGUUUGGCUGCAAGCUGGUUCUCAGCCCAUCAGCCAUCAAUAUCAACUUUAACCUGAUCCUGCUUACUCUGCUAGAAGCCCUCAUGGCCAGCACUGUCAUCCUGUCAGCUCGCUCUGUAGAGGACUGCUGCAGUCACAGCAAGCAAGUAUAUGAUGGUCCUAUGGCUGUGACUCCGGCUAAAUUCCCUUCCCGUCUUCUCAAGGCUUAUGCUGUGAUCGAGGUGAUAAUUGGGAUCUCUUCAGUAUUCGGUGGUAUUAUUGCUCUCAAUAUGGAUGCUCUGCUCCCAGGGCCCUACGUUUCUGUCACAUUCUUCUGGAUUCUAGUGGCUUGUUUCCCAAGUGCCAUAACCAGUCAUGUGGUGUCAGAAUACCCCAGCAAAUGCCUGGUGGAGACAUUGAUUGCCAUCAGCAGUGUCACAUCACCACUGCUGUUCUCUGCCUCUGGCUUCUUGUCUAACAGCGUGUUGAAUUUUAUUGAGAUUCUCCACCAAGAGGUUCCUGCAGCCAAGCAAUCAUAUGACAUCCUCCUAAUGAUACUGAUGGUGCUGCUGCUGGUCCAGGCAGGCCUGACACUGGCCACUGUGGUACACUGUGCCUCUUACAAGGGUCAGCUACAUAUAGGAGCACCAGAGAGGGAUGACAGUUCACAUCUGGAACCAUACCAGUGUGAGCAACAUGGAUCCAAUGGCACACUGCGAGAGUUUGACAAAGAGAAGGCCUGGAAGGCUGUGGUAGUUCAAAUGGCCCAGUGAGCACAGGCGCAGGGAAUAAAGAGAACAAUCAGUAAUGACAAAUAAAAGUGAGUGGAGGAGGACAUGAGAAGGUGAGAGUAAAAGAAGAACAAGUGAAAACAGAGUAAAAAUAAGAGAGAACAAGGAGGGAAUACUAAAUGCAGUCAGAAGGUGACAUGUCAGUGAGUCCUUGCCAGGGAGUUUAGAGACAGGGAUAUAUCCUGAAGAAUCUGUUUUAAAAUACAACUGUAUAAAGCAUCUAAAUAACUCCCAUGUCCAUAUAUCUAUUCUUAAAAUGAAAUAAUUCUGACUAUUCAGAAUUCUCAGAAGAGGAACAGUUGAGGCGUUAACCAAUGCUGUAAAUGUAACACCUUCUGCAAAGAAAUAAAACUCACAACUCAUGUUCUGUUCAUAUGUACAGUAAAGCUGGAUUUAUAUUAAAGUGUGACUAAACUUAUUCCUGUCUAGGAAUCCACUGUAAAUUCCAGGCCUUGCUACAUUGCAUGUACUGAAUCAUUCAUUAAAUGUACGACUGCAUUUUUGUAAUAUGUCUAGAAAAUCUAAGCAUGUGGCUAGGCAAAUGCUAUGCAAGUAAAGCAUUUUCUAUUAGAGUUUUGCACUAUAUAGUACAUAUAAAGCACCAAGUUUACACAUUUCUUGUAGCUAGCAAGUACAUUGUCUGUAUUUUUGUCAUAUUUUCUGUAGGAUUUUCUGUAAGUAUAACAAUUUCUUUUCAUAAAAUACACUUUAUUCAUAACACUAACAGCAUAUUUAAUAAUUUCCUAUUUUAUGUGACUUGUACGCAGGGACAGAGUAACAGUGUUUUCUCCUUAAAUACAGUCAAUCUACAUCGACAGACGAGAAAGAAAAAUUAUUGGGCAAUUCCACUACCUAACUGGGUUAUUUUUAAUCACAUUAGUCAGGGAAAAUGGCUUUGGGCCUCUUAGACAUAAUUUAGUUACACUGUAAAUGGCCUGUGUUUAACUCAUGGAAAAAGUGGAAAAAGUGACAAUCUUAGUGUGUAUCCAAGUAGUGUUUAUAUAUUAUAGAAUUAAGUCAGUUGCACUAAUGCUAAUUACUGUAAUGUCAAAUUCUGUAUAA